GCUCAAAAACCAGAAUAUUAGUAAACAAACAAAUUUAAUGGUAGCGAAACUGUCACCUUUGCCAGCUAUAAGUUAUACACAACUACAGUACCACGUUACCUGUGUAUGGGAAACACCAGAUGCAGAUGUAUCCUGCAAUACAAACCACAAGACAAACUGUGUUAGUUGGCUCUUCAUUACGCCAGGCUUAUCACAGAUUGUAUCUCCAGCUGUGUAGAACUUACACAUCUCGCAACGUUUUAAAGCUUAAUGAAAGAGGACUUUGGGCUGACCGCUUUCCUGACUCAAAUACAAACAAGUUGAUUGAGGAACUGACCAGACAACCACAAACUGUAUACAGUGGCUUUGAUCCUACUGCAGAUUCUUUGCAUGUUGGCAAUUUGCUGGUGUUAAUAGCCCUUCUUCAUUGUCAGAGGGCUGGGCACAACAUUAUUGCUCUUGUUGGAGGAGCCACAGCACAGGUAGGUGAUCCAAGUGGGCGUAGCAGUGAACGUCCUCAGCUCAAAAUAGAUGAAAUAAAAGCUAAUUCUAUUAAAAUUUCGGAGAAUAUUCGUCAAAUUUUUGAAAAUCACAAGCAGAUAUUCUGGGAUCAAGGAAAUGAUGAGCCAUUACCAACUUUAAGAAUUGAGAAUAAUCUUCACUGGUACAAACGAUUAAACGUAGUGGAUUUCCUGCGUGAUGCUGGUCGCAACUUAAGAAUGGGUGAUAUGCUGUCCCGCACCAGUGUACAGUCUCGUCUUAGUGCACCUGAAGGCCUUAGCUUCACUGAAUUUUCAUAUCAGGCUCUCCAGGCAUAUGAUUGGCUGUACCUAUAUGACAUGUACAACUGCAAAUUUCAGAUUGGAGGCAAUGAUCAGAUGGGAAAUAUUUAUACAGGUCAUCAACUGAUUCAUCGAGUACGAAAAACAUCUGUUACAGGUCUCACAAUACCCAUUAUAACCAAUGAAAGUGGUGACAAGUUUGGGAAAUCUGCUGGCAAUCCUAUCUGGCUUGACAGCAGUAAGACUUCUCCAUUUGACCUCUACCAGUUUUUUGUCCGAAUAAAAGACUCGGAGGUUGAAAAAUAUCUUCAUCUUCUAACCUUUCUUCCUGUGAAGGACAUCAAACAAGUAAUGGAGAAACAUUGGGGCAAACCAGAAAGUAGGUACGCACAAAAGAAAUUAGCUGAAAAAGUUACUCUUCUAGUACAUGGACGUCGUGGUUUAGAAUCUGCGAGACGUACAUCUGAAGUUUUGUAUGGUAACCAAUCUGAAGCACUGGCUGAAAUGACAAGAGAUGAAAUACAAGUGGUGUUCAAUUCUUACCCCUCUGUUGAACUCAUCCUGACACCAGGAACUUCGGUCUUGGAUUUGGCAUUGAAGGCUCAAUGCUUCAAAGAUGAAAGAGAUGCCAGACGCAUCAUUGAAGCAGGAGGAUUUUAUAUAAAUCUUUCACGUGUCAGCAAUCCAGAUCUUAUACUUGUUCCAGGAGCACAUAUACUCCCUAAUGGACUUUCUUUAUUAAGAGUUGGUAAGAAAAACUACUACCUAAUCAAAUGGCAAAAAUAAAUUAUGCUGGAACUACUUUUUAAAUGUAUAAAAAUAUUUAGAAUUUUGCAUGAAUAAAUAUACAAAAACCUG
Molecule: messenger RNA, 1619 nt
Organism: Homarus americanus (American lobster)
Lineage: Eukaryota; Metazoa; Arthropoda; Malacostraca; Decapoda; Nephropidae
Gene: TyrRS-m
Product: tyrosine--tRNA ligase, mitochondrial-like
Exons: 13
Coding region: 120-1547 (475 amino acids)
Biological process (GO): tyrosyl-tRNA aminoacylation
Cellular component (GO): mitochondrion; cytosol
Molecular function (GO): tyrosine-tRNA ligase activity; ATP binding; RNA binding
Source: RefSeq, a predicted model, not a curated record